Esox lucius (northern pike) is the source of this 4139-nucleotide messenger RNA. It is a transcript of the gene dhx16, whose product is annotated as DEAH (Asp-Glu-Ala-His) box polypeptide 16. The transcript has 21 exons. Gene Ontology annotation, molecular function: RNA binding; ATP binding. The coding region runs from base 274 to 3426 and encodes 1050 amino acids. The record is from RefSeq and is a predicted model, not a curated record. NCBI's taxonomy places the organism in Eukaryota, Metazoa, Chordata, Actinopteri, Esociformes, Esocidae. Gene Ontology annotation, cellular component: catalytic step 2 spliceosome; intracellular anatomical structure.
GAAAUACGUAAUUCCGCAUCCGGUUGUCCCUUAUCAGAAAAGUUUAGUGUAUGUUUUCAUGUUUAUUGCUUGGAAGCAAUAUUUGAUCAAAAUCGAAACCAUUGUACCUAUCUAGCUAUGCCCCAACUUAUUGUUACUUCGCUUGUUACGUAAACGUUCAUUUACAUGUCAGGUUGCCAACAAAUUAACCUAAACGGAGCUUGCUUUUUGCUAAGCUAGGUGCUACUUGCUUUUAGCACCCCACGUUGAUUGAGGCUUUCUAAACAAGGCAACAUGGCAAAUUUAGAGCAGUGGGUGAACGAUAGUCUGCAUGACAUCCUCGGCCUAAGUGACAGAUAUGUUGCUCAGUUCAUGAUCGGCUCUGCCCGGAAGUCUUUGAGCUCUCAAGACUUUGUGGCCCGCCUUCAGUCGACAGGCACCAUCGACAUUAACCAGAGAGUAAUCGCCUUUGCACAGGAACUGUAUGAAAAGAUUCCUCGUAAACAAGUUGUUGAAAAGCCAGCCCGAGCGAUGGAGCGACGUGUCAUGGAGAUUGAGAGGAAGAAUCAGACUUACACCCUGCUGUCGGACAGCGAGAGUGAUGGAGAGGCAGCGAUAGAGAACGAAAAAGAGAAGAAGAAGAAGAAGAAUAAAGAGAAAGGAAAUAAGAGGAAGCACCUGAGGAAAAGGGAGGAGAGUCAGGAGUCAAGUGAAGAGGAGGCCCCUAAAAGGUUGGGCCAUGGCAACCAAAAGGUUGACGAAGAAGAGGAGGAGGAGUGGGAGAAGGAAGAGAGAGAACGAAUACUCGAUUUGGAGGAGAGGGACGCUUUUGCUGAACGGAUAAAACUAAAGGACAAAGACAAAACCCGCAACAUUAUGGAGAGAACAGACAAGAAGGCUUACGAAGAGGCUCAGAAGAGACUGAAGAUGGCAGAGGAGGAUCAAAAGAAAAUUUUGCCAGAAUUGAGGAAGGAGUCUAGAAGGAACUACCUUUCCAAAAGAGAGGCAGAAAAGUUAGAGGACCUGGAGGCGGAGAUAGCCGAUGAGGAGUACCUGUUCUCCACAGACGCGCUGACGGAGAGGGAGCGGAAGGAACUGGAGUACAAACGCAAAAUCCGUGACCUGGCCAAAGACUACAAGAAGGCCGGUGCCAAGGAGAAGGAGGAGAGGAAGAACAGAUAUUACAUGCCCGAGGAGAAGAGGAGCAAGGAGGUUCCUCAGAGGGACAUGGAGCUGGAGUUAGACAUGCCCAUGGAAGGUGGAGGAGAGCAGGGCCGUUGGGAGGAAGAAAGGCUGAAGACCGCUUCACUCAGCUUCGGGGCCAAGGAGGAGAGGGAGAAGGGUUUGAAGGCAGAACGGGAGAAGUACCAGCUGAUUUUAGAGGAGGAUGAGAUGAUCAACUUUGUCAGCAGUGCAGUCACCAUGAAGGGAACCCAGGAUGAGAAGGAGCGGGAGCGGAUGGCUCUGUCCCAGGCCGAGGUGGUGAAACAGUCCAUCCAGGAGGUACGACGCAGUCUACCCGUGUUCCCUUACAGAGAGGACCUGCUCCUAGCCAUCCAGCAGCACCAGAUCCUGAUCAUCGAGGGAGAGACAGGCUCUGGCAAGACCACCCAGAUCCCCCAGUAUCUCAUGGAGUCGGGCUACAAUGAAGGGGGCAUGAAGAUCGGGUGUACCCAGCCUCGCAGAGUGGCAGCCAUGUCCGUAGCAGCUAGGGUUGCACAGGAAGUGGGCGUCAAGCUGGGUAACGAGGUGGGCUACAGUAUCCGUUUUGAGGACUGUACGUCGGAGAGGACCGUGCUCAAAUACAUGACGGAUGGCAUGCUGCUCCGAGAGUUCCUCACGGAGCCCGAUCUGGCCAGCUACAGCGUGGUCAUCAUUGACGAGGCCCACGAGCGGACUCUACACACGGACAUCCUGUUCGGCCUGAUCAAGGACAUCGCUCGUUUCCGGCCGGACCUGAAGGUGCUGGUGGCUAGCGCCACCCUGGACACGGAGCGUUUCUCCUGCUUCUUUGACGACGCGCCUGUCUUCCGGAUCCCCGGAAGGAGGUUCCCGGUGGACAUCUUUUACACCAAGGCUCCGGAGGCAGACUACCUGGAGGCCUGUGUGGUGUCUGUGCUGCAGAUCCAUGUCACCCAACCGCCUGGCGACUGCCUCGUCUUCCUCACUGGACAGGAGGAGAUCGAGACUUGCUGUGAGCUACUUCAGGAGAGAUGCAGACGCCUGGGUUCCAAGAUCUCGGAGCUCCUGGUGCUGCCCAUCUAUGCCAACCUACCAUCAGAUAUGCAGGCUAAGAUCUUCAGCCCCACACCGCCUGGCUCCCGCAAGGUGGUGGUGGCCACUAACAUUGCAGAGACCUCUCUGACCAUCGAUGGGAUAAUCUACGUGAUAGACCCAGGCUUCUGUAAGCAGAAGAGCUACAACGCCCGCACUGGGAUGGAGUCUCUGAUCGUCACACCUUGCUCGCGGGCCUCAGCCAAUCAGCGAGCAGGCCGGGCAGGGAGAGUGGCUGCUGGGAAGUGUUUCCGUCUCUACACAGCGUGGGCGUUCAAACACGAGAUGGAAGAGACCACCGUGCCAGAAAUCCAGAGAACCAACCUGGGCAAUGUUGUGCUUCUCCUCAAGAGUUUGGGAAUUAAUGACCUCAUCCACUUUGACUUCAUGGACCCACCCCCUCACGAGACCCUGGUCCUGGCUUUAGAGCAGCUGUACGCACUGGGUGCGCUCAACCACCUCGGAGAGCUCACCAAGCUGGGCCGUAGGAUGGCUGAGUUGCCUGUGGAUCCUAUGUUGAGCAAGAUGAUCCUGGCCUCGGAACAGUAUAAGUGUUCUGAGCAGGUGUUGACCAUCGCCGCCAUGCUGUCUGUGAACAACUCCAUCUUCUACCGGCCCAAAGAUAAGGUGGUUCACGCGGACAAUGCCAGGCAGAACUUUGUGGUGCCCGGAGGAGACCACAUGGUGCUGCUCAAUGUCUACACACAGUGGGCGGAGAGUGGCUACUCCACUCAGUGGUGCUACGAGAACUUCAUCCAGUUCCGCUCCAUGAAGCGGGCGCGAGAUGUCCGGGAGCAGCUGGAGGGCCUGAUGGACAGGAUUGAGGUGGAGGUGUGCAGCAGUGAGGGAGACAGCGUGCCCAUCCGGAAGGCGGUGACAGCGGGGUACUUCUACCACACGGCGCGGCUCAGCAAGGGAGGCUACAAGACGGUGAAGCACCAGCAAACAGUCUACGUCCACCCCAACAGCUCCCUGUUCGAGGAGCAGCCCCGCUGGCUCAUAUACCACGAGCUGGUCUUCACCACCAAGGAGUUCAUGAGACAGGUGAUUGAGAUAGACAGCAGCUGGCUUCUGGAGGUGGCUCCCCACUACUACAAGAACAAGGAGCUGGAGGACAGCAGCAGUAAGAAAAUGCCCCGCAAACAGGGCAAGGCCAAAGAGGAGCUGGGCUGAGAGGAUCAGGGAGGCAGAGCGCCGAACAGGUCUGCCAUAAGGGACUGGGAUCAUCAGAAUCAUCAUCAUAAACACUGGUGGAUGGGCUGUUGGUCUUAUUAAACCACAUGUCAGUUCUAGACCGGCUUGACGGGGUGUUCCACACUCGGACUGUCACGGUUUCCUGUGUCUUGGGUGUGGGGCAGGCUCGAAUGUGACAAUGUGUCUUUAGUGCAGAUCUGGGAUCAGCUUCAGCUCCUUCUGUCCCAACCAUUAGUGUGGAAAGUACACAAGCAGACCCAGCUUCACCAUGGAACCUCACGCUGCUUCAUGUGGCAGAAACAGUAGCCAGCUUAGACCGGUCCAAACCAAUGAGUACUCCACAUCAAAUGGAUUAGACCGGUCCAAACCAAUGAGUACUCUACAUCAAAUGGAUUAGACCGGUCCAAACCAAUGAGUACUCUACAUCAAAUGGAUUAGACCAGUCCAAACCAAUGAGUACUCUACAUCAAAUGGAUAAGUAAUUAGAAUGUAAUGGGUCUUGACAACUGGAUUUGACCUAUUUACUUGGAUUAAAUAGUUUGCUUUGUCUGCCUGGGUUUUGUUUGGUCUACCUUUUUACUGUCCCCUGUUACGCAUGACCAACUGACAGCCAGUAAUGCUAUUUGUUUGACUUGGGUGUGGCAGUCAUUAUUUUUCUACCAAAAUAAAAGUUUUACAGAAAAUUGUUUUGA